AUGUUCAAUGAAGAAGGACCGGCAAAAGCGAGUGCGUCGGUCGAUCCGACGGCGACGGAGAUGCAGGAAUCCGCUCGCAACACGCCCUCUCGGCCGGGUACUUCGAUGACCGAGAGGAGCGGCGAGAUCGAUCCUUUCGUGAUCAAACGGAAUGGCCAGCUGUGGCACGAGUCUGUUCCGUACCGGUUUGCUUCUUUCAACGCUCCCGAACUGCUCGACAAUGAUGUCUGGGAGGUCAAGGACACGAUGCGCACUCUCUCUGGUUUCUCCCGACGAGUGACGAGAACGUAUACCCUGCAAGUCAAGAGCUGGCGAGUCUCACGAGGUCACAUCAACGCUUGGAGCGAGACCAGACAGGAUUGGGAGUAUGACGAGGCCCAUUUCGUCAAGAUAGAUCAUGUCCUAGCACUCGCACGGCAGUACCAGGUCAAGCUCAUUAUACCCAUCAUAAACCAAGACUACGGCCAAGAAGGCACCAAUUGGGUCGGCAAUUUCACAGAUCUCAUAAGAUUGCGCACUGGAAAGUCCUAUGAAGAAGUACACGCGUCCAUCGAUUGGUGGACAGACAAGGCCUGUAUCGACAGCUUCAAGAAGAUCAUCACUUAUCUGCUCAACCGCGUCAACACUGUCAACGGCGUCCGAUACGGCGACGACGCUACGAUCCUCGCAUGGGAAACAGGGAACGAGAUGAAUCUCGGCGGCAAGGCGCCCGCGCCCGGAUCAUGGACCGUCACAAUCGCACAACACAUCAAAACACUCGCUCCCCGCUCGCUCGUCAUGGAUGGCUCCUACUCCCGCAACGAUGACAUCAUUAAAUCAUACCCCUCCGAAGUUCUCGGAUCGCCAGACGUCGACAUCCUCUCGUAUCACUAUUAUGGCGCAGGCGAAGCCAAACGAAUCAGGAAAGACAUUGAGCUUGCGAAGAAGCACGACAAAAUCUUUGUGGCGGGCGAGUUUGGCUUCUUCCAUGAUCCGGCAGAGUUUGCUACUUUCACAGCCUCUGUCAAGGCGGCGGGCGGCGCAGGAUGCCUCGUCUGGUCAUUGCGGCCUCAUUCCGUGCAGGGCGGCUUCAAGACUCACGGCGAGGGCGAUGGCAUCUUUUCCUACCAUGUGCCCGGCUGGGCACCUCGCGCAGACGAGUUCGAUCCACGCGAGGCUGCGAUCGUACACACAAUACGUCAGGCCUCUUACGAGCUUAACAGAGAGCGCGUGCCGCCUCAUCCCACUCCGCCACCGCCUGACAAGGUUUGGUUGAUCGACAACGGAGCAGCGAUGACCUGGCUAGGAUCUGCCUGGGCUGCGAGCUACGAAAUCUGGGUAGCGGGAGAGCACGGACAGCAGGAGUGGACGCUCUGUCAAGCAGGGCACCUCAUCAAUGUUCAGGCCGGCAAACACUCGUACCCGAUUCCUCAGCAUCUGCAGCGAGCGAAAGAAGUCGCGUUUCUGGUUCGAGGCAUUGGUGUCGAUGGCCACAUAGGGGCUUGGUCGACUCCCUGCAUUGCCGACCCCACUGCUGCUUGA
Molecule: messenger RNA, 1521 nt
Organism: Mixia osmundae IAM 14324
Lineage: Eukaryota; Fungi; Basidiomycota; Mixiomycetes; Mixiales; Mixiaceae
Product: glycoside hydrolase family 5 protein
Exons: 6
Coding region: 1-1521 (506 amino acids)
Molecular function (GO): hydrolase activity, hydrolyzing O-glycosyl compounds
Source: RefSeq, a predicted model, not a curated record